Messenger RNA from Musca domestica (house fly), 929 nucleotides. RefSeq names its product exosome complex component RRP46-like. The transcript is spliced from 2 exons. NCBI's taxonomy places the organism in Eukaryota, Metazoa, Arthropoda, Insecta, Diptera, Muscidae. The record is from RefSeq and is a predicted model, not a curated record. Gene Ontology annotation, cellular component: nucleolus; nuclear exosome (RNase complex); cytoplasmic exosome (RNase complex). Gene Ontology annotation, biological process: U4 snRNA 3'-end processing; nuclear mRNA surveillance; rRNA catabolic process. The coding region runs from base 151 to 882 and encodes 243 amino acids.
AUUCCAUCUUUUAUUAUCGUCAUUUGGGUUCUGAUAUCAAUUCACGAUGAAAUUCGUAAACAUAAUAAGAAGAAACAUUCAUAAGCCACAUUUUUAAAAAAACGUAAAUAUUUCAUAAAAAUCGAAAGAAUAGCUGAUAUCUUUGUAAUAAUGGUUACUAAUGAUACAAAAGGACAUAACGAUGCAAAUACAAAUCGUGAUGUUAAAAUACGUUCUUUAAACUGUGAACUAAAUCCUCUGACACGCACAGAUGGAUCAGCUCUCUUUGCUCAGGGUGGAACAUGUGUAAUGGCUUCGAUAUUGGGACCCGUGGAAGUAAAAUUACAAAAUUUAAAUAUUGACAAAGCCUAUGUCGAGUGCAUUUAUAGGCCAAAGGCCGGUUUACCCACGAUUAGGGAUAGAAUGCGUGAAACUGUUAUUAAAGAUACAUGCGAAGCGGCUUUGCUAUCAGCCAUGCAUCCCCGGACAAUGGUAUCAGUCCAAGUACAAGAGCUAGACGACAGAGGAGGCUUGGAUGCCUGCGCAAUUAAUGCCGCAUGUAUGGCUCUGCUGAUAGGCGGCAUACCCAUGAAAUUUACUGUGGCUGCAGUUUGCUGUAUUGUCGAUAAAAAUGGAGAGUUAAUAUUGGAUCCAGAUUAUGGACAGAUAAACGAUAGCCGUGCCAAUUUCACAUUUGUUUUCGAUUCCUUGGAACGAGAUCUUGUAACAGUCAAUAGCACCGGAUGUUUUAAAAUGGCACAAUUUAAUGAUGCCUACCUUAUGUGUCGUGCAGCCAGUGGAGUUAUAUUUGAUUUCUAUAGAAAAAUAAUGACUAAAUUCCACACCAAAACAAAUCCUACACCGACGUCGCCAAAAGAAGGCGAAGAGGCAAUGGAAGAUUAGAAUUGAAAAUAAAAAUAUAUUUCUUAUAUUCUAAAACAAAAACAACA